CCAAGCCUGUGCAAGCGAUACUGUGGAGAAUUCCGUGGGACUGUAAUGUACAGCUUCUACCCUUUCAUAGGUGACAUGCUGCUGUUGUUGUCUGAGCAACCAUUAACAGCACAGUAUCAUAUUUUCCUGCCUUUUGUUCCAUGCUGAAUCUUUCAAUCAGCUGUAGCAGGAUUUACAUGCAACAAAAACAGAAGGGAUUUCUUUUCUGGCAGGAAGAAGAAGCAUGCGCACUGGGAUCUGAUCGUAUAGGUCAGACCUUGAAAAGGCAACAGCAUCCUUCUCAGUAAGGCAAUGCAGGAUUAGGAAUUUUCCUCUGGGCUGGUGAAUAUUGCAAGGCCCCUUGCUUGCUUUGCAUACUUGCCAACUGGAUGUCAGUGCUAGUCAGCUGUUCUCCCUGUUUAACCAAGGGGGAUUUGUUUGAAGUGCACACAUGAACAGGCAGCUCGGGAGCUAGCUAGGUUCGCAAGAACUGGAAGAUAAGCGCUUUGGAAAACAAAAUCAGCAGCAGAAUGCCGGUCUCUGCUACUGCUGUCGGACAGGAAAGGUUUAAGAAGACAGGUACGAGGCCAACUCUACCUGGUUUAUUUACUAUUAAUGAAGAGGAUGAGCAGCAAAGGAAUGGAAAUGCCAGAAAGCAGAAAGCAGCCGACGCUCAGGCUAAACUAGAUGAGAAGAAAUCUCAGGCAUCCAGUCGCCCUACUUCCGCUGCUUCAGGACAAAGCAACAACGCUGGAAACAAACUAGAGUCACUAGUACUGAAGGUUGAUGAAAGGCAAAGGCUCGCUAGAGAACGGCGAGAGGAACGUGAAAAGCAGCUAGCUGCUCGGGAAUCUGCCUUUUUAGAAAGAGAGGAACGGGCUAAGCAGCACUAUGAAAAGCACCUGGAAGAGCGGAAGAAGAAAUUAGAAGAGCAGCGAAUAAAGGAAGAAAAACGACGAGCUGCCGUAGAGGAAAAACGAAGACACAGGCUUGAGGAACAAAAGGAGCGACAUGAAGCUGUUGUUCGAAGGACGACCGAGAGAAGCCAAAAAGCAAAACAAAAACCCAACAGGUGGUCAUGGGGAGGAGCAAUGCACAACAGCACCAUCAACUCCAGUGAUGCAGACCGGCGGUCUGUUUCCACCAUGAACCUCUCGAAACAUGUUGAUCCAGUCAUUAGCAAGCGGCUCUCCUCCUCAUCUGCAACAUUAUUAAAUGCUCCAGACAGAGCCUUACAGAAAAGGAUUCCGAACUUUAUCAAACUUCAGUCAAAGCCACGCUCCUCCUCCCGAGGAAAGCCCUCUCAGGAUCCACAGCCAGGUGUUCCUGUGGAACAAAAAUCAUGUCGCUUGCAGCUCAGCCCCUGGGAGAGCAACGUUGUCAGUCGACUGCUGACCCCGACCCAUUCCUAUCUGGCAAGGAGCAGAAGUGCUGUUUCUUUGUCUGGAGAGACAGUUAUUCCCAUUUGUCCCCGUUUAGCAUCUUGCAGUCCCAUGACUCCAGCAUCCUACAAGCCUACCCACUGUAGAGGUGUGGAAAGACCAAGAACUAUUGUCUUGAGCUCAGAGGUCACUAGCCACAGGAGAACUGUGCAUUCAGUAAAGAUUGAUAAAAAGGAAAAAGAUAAAGAAAAUGAGCAAGAGAAGAAAGGUUUAUCAAGCCUCGCUGCUGCUCCGCCUGCAACCUCUACAGUCGGGAGGUCUCUUUCACCUUCUAAUGUGAGAAGUAGAGCAAAGGCGUCCUCUCCAGCUCGAGUGCCCCACAAAACCCCUCCCUUGCCUGGUACUCCUAAGCAACUGAAAUCCCCUCCCCAGUCAGCUGAGGACUCACCGGCUGACAGCCAUCCACUGUCACCUGGCAACGUGCGGCCAGUGAGAAAUGAGACCAACAGAGUUGAAGAGGGUGAGCAUCUAGUCGUGAGAGAGGAAAGCACAGAAGAUAUGCAACCUUCAAAUAAACCAAAACCAGAUCCUCCAGCACCUACUAAAGACACUGCACCUAAACCAGAGACUCUUGUAGAAUCUGUUCCAGUCCUUCCCCAGCCACAGACACAGGCUCCAGCCUCGCCGCCUCCCCAACCAGCAGUCGCCACGGCAAAACCAUCAGCUGGCACUACCAACCCCGAGGAAGCCACGCGACUGCUGGCUGAGAAGAGACGACAAGCCCGGGAACAGAGGGAGCAGGAGGAAGAAGAGCGAAGGCAAAGAGAGGAGGCUGAAAGGCGAGGGCGAGAGGAGAUGGCUCGCCGGAAGGCUGAGGAGAAGGCUCGUCGGGAGGAGGAGGCCCGACUGCAGGCAGAGGAGAGAAAGAGAAGGGAGGAGGAGGAGAGGCGAGCUGAAGAGGAACAGCAGCAGAAGCUGGCCGAGGAGAGAGCACAGAAAGAGAGAGAAGAGGCCAAGCAGAAAGAAGAGGAAGAAGCUCGUCUGCGGGAGGAGGCAGAGAGGAUGAGAUUAGAACGGGAGAAAAAAUUCCAGAAAGAGGAGCAGGAGCGCUUGGAAAGAAAGAAGCGACUGGAAGAAAUCAUGAAAAGAACAAGAAGGUCUAAUGGUGCCGAUAAGAAACCUGUUUCACAAAGCAAUGGGGAGGUAUCCCAGCAGACCAAAACAGAAGAAACAGUGCCCAGUCAAAUGCCUCAACAGACCCCUCAGUCUGUAAAGAUAGAGCAGAAGUCAAAUGAGGAACCAGCUUCCCAGUGUACACGCAGCAAUGGCCAUGGCAAACUGAGCACUUUGCAUUCACAUCCAGCUCCGGUAACGGAGGAAAGCACUUCAGCUUUUGUUAAACAACCAAAAGAAAAUGGUAUUUCUGUACAGAAUGAAAGUUUUGAAGAGGUGAUCAACCUCCCUGUGGGAACCAAAACAUCAAAGAUGGGUUUGACUGGAGAAGGAAGCCAGGAUGGCAGUGCACUUAUUCCUGUACUUGCAUUCAAAGAGAAUGGGUCUCUGGGAUCGUUGACAAAUGUUGAAGGUGUUCAGUCACAUCAGACAGCAGAAGUCGUCUGAGAAUUCCAGUUGAAAGGAAGUGAAAUGGCCGAAAGCAGCUGCAGUUUAUAUAUG
Messenger RNA from Polyodon spathula (Mississippi paddlefish), 3035 nucleotides. Its product is annotated as ensconsin-like. The record is from RefSeq and is a predicted model, not a curated record. Bases 510 to 2981 code for a protein of 823 amino acids. The transcript has 19 exons. Gene Ontology annotation, cellular component: microtubule cytoskeleton. NCBI's taxonomy places the organism in Eukaryota, Metazoa, Chordata, Actinopteri, Acipenseriformes, Polyodontidae. Gene Ontology annotation, biological process: microtubule cytoskeleton organization.